CAAAACAAUCCAAACCCCUGAGAGAAUUUGAGAUACCUUCCCCAAAUUUUGCUUCUUCUUCCCUCUCUUUUCUCUCUGUGUUUCCCUCCAUGAAAUGGGACAUGGAGAUCGAGGAAAUCGAGGCCGUCCUCGAGAAAAUUUGGGACAUUCACGACAAGCUCAGCGAAGCCAUUCACUCAAUUUCCCGAGAUCACUUCCUCACCUCCACUAAGAAUCUCAGGAAAUCCCAAAACAAGGAUUCUAAGACCCCCAAUGGCGGUGCCGACGAUAACCCUUCUGCCGCCUUCCCGUUCCUUAAGGAAUUCCGGAUCGACAUUGACGACUCCGCGAUCCAGGAGGCCCGGAGUCUAAAUGCCAUCCGAACUGCGCUUGAGAACCUUGAAGAUCAGCUCGAGUUUCUCCACCAGACCGUACAAGUGCAACAGCAGGUUGAGAGAGAUGCUGCAAUUGCGAGACUCGAGCAGAGUAGAAUUGUUCUUGCAAUGAGAUUAGCUGAACAUCAUGGCAAGAACUACAAAGUCAUCAAUGAAGCUCUAGCAUUUGUUGGAGAUGUACGUUAUGAAGCUAACUUUGUUUCACAUGAAAAUCAAUAUGGUCCACCAUUUAGCCCGAAUGGUCAGAAGCUUAUGCCGAACAGUUCAAAGAGGUCUAAUACUCUGAUCAAGAUGCUAUUCUCAACUUUCAACUUUGCAAAGAAAUCUCUCAAAAUGGAUAAUGUGGGUGGGAUACUCAGCAAUGCUGCCAUGGUUGCAAUUAGCAUGCUUGCAUUUCUGCAUCUGCACCAGGUAGCAUUCAAGCAGUCAUCGCAGGAGAGAGACGAUAAUCCCUUCAACAGAAAUCUUCGAAGAACUUCUCAGCUUGAGGGAUCUUCCCCAAAUGAAGAUAUUGGCAACUUUGACGUGUUAUCUGCAAGGGGUUAGUGUGAAUAUAUGAAAUUAUAAAGCUUUGCUGCAUCUCUUAUCUCCUCCAUAUAUAUGUCAUCUGCGAAAGAGUCAAAUAUGAUCAUGUCUGUUGUAUGAAAAUUAUUCGAUUUAGUAGUUAGAAGUCUCUUCAUCAUGCUUGAGGUUGUCAUGUCUAUUGGCUAGAGAGUUUUAAAUCUUGUCCAUUGAAUUGUUCAACAAACCAACACUCAUGAUUGUAAUACUAAUACUUGUAGCUUGCCAAGGUUUUCUCUA
This is a messenger RNA of Momordica charantia (bitter melon), 1175 nucleotides long. RefSeq names its product plastid division1 (gene PDV1). Lineage: Eukaryota; Viridiplantae; Streptophyta; Magnoliopsida; Cucurbitales; Cucurbitaceae. The record is from RefSeq and is a predicted model, not a curated record. Gene Ontology annotation, biological process: chloroplast fission.